AUGGAUUGGGAAUUGGAAAUGAUUAUAGAAGUAAGCUACAUGGCUGAAUUUAAGGCAUUCGAUGACUGUUUUAAAUGCUAUUUUGUUGGCGUCUUAGAGAUUCUGAAGACAGAGUUGUUGGCCAUUCUCUAUGGGCUUCAUCUUUGUUGGGAGCGUGGGUUCCGUCGAAUUGUGAUUUUCUCUGAUUCCAAGCAUGCCUUAUCACUCUUGGAGCAUGGGUGUGGGAGGUUUCAUGCUUAUGCUGCGGUUCUCGGCUUGGUUCGUGAGCUGCUGGGUAAGGAUUGGGUUGUGAGGUUUGAUCACAUUCUUCGUGAGGGCAAUUCGGUUGUGGAUUAUUUGGCGAAGGAUGGUGCUCGUGGGACUUGUCGGAUGCGCUGUUUGGAUACACCUCCGACAGAAGUAACUCCUAUGCUUGCGGAUGACUAUCGUGACACUCUCUUUAUGAGGCGCUAG
Lotus japonicus is the source of this 453-nucleotide messenger RNA. RefSeq lists its product as uncharacterized. Bases 1 to 453 code for a protein of 150 amino acids. Gene Ontology annotation, molecular function: RNA-DNA hybrid ribonuclease activity; nucleic acid binding. The record is from RefSeq and is a predicted model, not a curated record. The transcript is spliced from 2 exons. NCBI's taxonomy places the organism in Eukaryota, Viridiplantae, Streptophyta, Magnoliopsida, Fabales, Fabaceae.